Messenger RNA from Echinops telfairi (small Madagascar hedgehog), 1210 nucleotides. RefSeq names its product mortality factor 4 like 1 (gene MORF4L1). Gene Ontology annotation, biological process: regulation of DNA-templated transcription; chromatin organization. The record is from RefSeq and is a predicted model, not a curated record. Gene Ontology annotation, cellular component: nucleus; NuA4 histone acetyltransferase complex. The coding region runs from base 337 to 1044 and encodes 235 amino acids. Lineage: Eukaryota; Metazoa; Chordata; Mammalia; Afrosoricida; Tenrecidae. The transcript is spliced from 12 exons.
AGAGUACUGUGCUUUCAUGGGCCUCUUCUUUAUGAAGCAAAGUGUGUAAAGGUUGCGAUAAAGGACAAACAAGUGAAAUACUUUAUACAUUACAGUGGUUGGAAUAAAAAAAGUGCUGUGAGGCCCAGGCGCUCUGAAAAAACUUUGAAGACACGUGAGGAUAUUGUAGCCCUUUUUCCUGUUCCUGAAGGAGCUCCCUCAGUACACCACCCCCUCCUGACCUCUAGCUGGGAUGAAUGGGUUCCAGAAAGCAGAGUGCUCAAAUACGUGGACACCAAUCUUCAGAAACAGAGAGAACUUCAAAAAGCCAACCAGGAGCAGUAUGCAGAGGGGAAGAUGAGAGGGGCUGCUCCGGGAAAGAAGACGUCUGGUCUGCAACAGAAAAACGUGGACGUGAAAACAAAAAAGAAUAAACAGAAAACACCUGGCAAUGGAGAUGGUGGCAGUACUAGUGAGACACCGCAGCCUCCUCGGAAGAAAAGGGCCCGAGUAGAUCCAACUGUUGAAAAUGAAGAAGCAUUCAUGAACAGAGUUGAAGUCAAAGUCAAGAUUCCUGAAGAACUGAAACCAUGGCUUGUUGAUGACUGGGACUUAAUUACUAGACAAAAACAGCUCUUUUAUCUUCCUGCCAAGAAGAAUGUGGACUCCAUUUUAGAGGAUUAUGCAAACUACAAGAAAUCUCGAGGAAACACAGACAAUAAGGAAUAUGCUGUUAAUGAAGUCGUGGCAGGGAUAAAAGAGUACUUCAACGUAAUGCUGGGCACUCAACUGCUCUACAAAUUUGAGAGACCUCAGUAUGCUGAAAUCCUUGCAGACCACCCUGAUGCGCCCAUGUCCCAGGUGUACGGAGCGCCACAUCUAUUGAGAUUAUUCGUGCGAAUUGGAGCGAUGCUGGCCUAUACACCUCUGGAUGAGAAGAGUCUUGCUUUGUUACUGAACUAUCUUCAUGAUUUCCUAAAGUACCUGGCAAAGAAUUCUGCCACUCUGUUUAGUGCCAGUGACUAUGAAGUGGCUCCUCCGGAGUAUCAUCGGAAGGCUGUGUGAGACUGCUGACACUCGCUUCUCUUUGAGUCUCUGUAAACACAUUUUGUUCUUAGUCCCUCUCCUGUACAGAUGAUGUACUUUGAAAAUGUUAGCACAUAACAAAAUCGACGUAUGUUUUGUUUUCUGUUUGAUUUUAAACAGAGAAAAUAAAAGGGGUUAUAGCUCC